AUGGCAGGAUCAAAUUUAAGUGUACAUGGUGAUCGCCAUGAUGAUGAUGGAAUUCCUGUUGCACGAGCUGAACUUCGUCAAAUGGAAAACUCAUUAUUGGCAGCCAUGGAGAGGAUGUUCAAUGAACGUCUUCCUACAAUGGCGGUAGGGAUCAGCAACACCAUCAUUACGCCGCACCUCAUGCAGAAGUUAGUGAUGAAAACUCAAGUGUUGGACAUGAAUUUUAUGGCCACUUUGGUGGUGGUCGUGGUAGUUGGAGGCAUGCUGGUCGUGACAACCGGCGUGGACGAGGACGCGGUCGUGGCCGCCAUGUGCACACAUGGGCCAUAUGGGCAGCGCCAUGAGCACCGUCGUGGUGCAGGAUUUGUUGAAAUGUUUCCAUACAACAAUUUGCAAGAACUUGUUGAUCAAGCUAUGCGCACAGAAAGAAAAAUUCAGCAAGAGAGGCGUGACAAAUCAUUAUCAGCUUACCAUGGCGUCAACAACAAUCAAGCAGCACCAUCUUCAGCAUCAUCACCAACACCACGCUCUGAGAGCAAGCGUCCAGCUGCAAGCACAGGGGCAACAUCAUCCACUGCUCACAGCCGAGAUAUUAAGUGCCACAAGUGCCAAGGACGUGGACAUAUUUCUGCUGAAUGUCCUAGUCAAAGGACAAUGAUUGUCAAUGAAAAUAAUGAGUGGGAAUCAGCAAGUGAUCCAGAAUAUGAUGAGUAUCCUGAUGAAGCAUUAAGUGAUAAUGAGAACGAGAUUCGAGUUGAUGUUGAUGAUAACAAGUGCUUCGUUUCUCGUCGAGUGCUUAGUGUAAAUGUUGGCAAAGAAGGCAACAGUCAGCGACAUAAUCUUUUCCACACUCGAGGUAUGAUCAAGGACAAGUUGUGUCGAAUCAUUGUUGAUAAUGGCAGCUGCAACAAUAUUGCAAGUCAAGAAUUGGUUGAAAGACUGAGAUUAAAACAGCGGCGUCAUCCCUCUCCUUACAAAAUGCAAUGGCUUAGCGAUUGUGGUGCUAUGCGUGUAAGCAAUAUGGUGACCGUGCAGUUCUCCAUUGGGAAGUACCAUGAUCAAGUGGAUUGUGAUGUGGUUCCAAUGCAAGCAUGCCAAUUGCUUUUAGGAAGAUCUUGGUUGUAUGAUCGUGAUGCUCAAAUCUGUGGACGUUCCAACAAGGUUAUUUUUAUGUACAAAGGGGAGCGCAUCUCUUUGUUUCCUUUGACUCCGGAGGAAAUAAUGAAUGAUGAUCUCAAAAAGAAGCAGCGAGAGAGCGAGAACCACUUGAGAAUGACCCACAAAAAUAGUGAGGGAGAGUUUCCACAGCCAAAUAAAACCCCACAGCUGCAAAGAACCCAGAAACUGGGAAAAGAGGGUUUAGUCAUGAUGGCUAGGAAAGGGGAUAUAAAAGAACUGAGUGAACCCGAUGCCAUGUUCUUUGUACUCCUGUACAAGGACACACUUAUUUCUACUAACAAUUUACCCACUACUUUGCCCAAUGUUGUCUUUGAUGUGUUACAGGAAUUUGAGGAUGUGUUUCCAGACGAGGUACCACCCGGGCUGCCACCCAAGAGAGGAAUUGAGCAUCAAAUCGACUUGGUGCCUGGCGCGUCACUUCCAAACCGUGCUGCAUACCGCACCAAUCCGGAGGAGACAAAGGAAAUCCAGCGACAAGUGGAAGAAUUGAUCAAAAAAGGGUAUGUGCAAGAAAGUCUUUCACCUUGUGUUGUUCCAGUUUUGUUAGUUCCUAAGAAAGAUGGAUCUUGGAGAAUGUGUGUGGAUUGCUGUGCAAUUAACAACAUCACUGUGAGGUAUAGGCACCCCAUUCCAAGAUUAGAUGAUAUGCUUGAUGAACUUAGUGGUGCUAUUGUUUUCACUAAAAUUGAUUUAAGAAGUGGCUAUCACCAAAUUCGUAUGAAGGACGGAGAUGAGUGGAAAACAGCUUUUAAAACAAAAUUUGGGCUAUAUGAAUGGUUGGUGAUGCCCUUCGGUUUAACCAAUGCACCUAGCACAUUUAUGAGAUUGAUGAAUCAUGUUCUUAGAACCUUCAUUGGAAAGUUUGUUGUUGUUUAUUUUGAUGACAUCUUAAUUUAA
Panicum hallii is the source of this 2076-nucleotide messenger RNA. RefSeq lists its product as uncharacterized. Gene Ontology annotation, molecular function: nucleic acid binding; zinc ion binding. The transcript is spliced from 4 exons. NCBI's taxonomy places the organism in Eukaryota, Viridiplantae, Streptophyta, Magnoliopsida, Poales, Poaceae. Bases 1 to 2076 code for a protein of 691 amino acids. The record is from RefSeq and is a predicted model, not a curated record.